AUGGCGAAGUCUUGCAAUGGUUGCUGCUGUCCGUAUGGACCACCACGAAACUGUAGGCGGUGGUUCGCCGGCUUGGGCAUCGGCCUCGCGGUGGCCGCCGUCCUCGCCGCUAUCACAGUCGUCGUCUUACGUUUCGGCGUCGUCCCCCAAGUCAAGGCCAAGGUCUACGACGCCCGUCUCAACAGCUUCGCCUUCGCCAGCAGAACGACCGGCGCGGCGGCGCCUUCGCCCGUCUUCGCCUUCGACAUCUCGGUGGCCCUCGCCAUCCGCAAUCCCAGCGGGGCGGUCAUGAAGCACACCAAGCCCCUCGUGGCCACCUUCGUCUUCCACGACCGGCGCCUGUACAACGCCACCAUCGCCGGCGAGGGGCACAAGCACAAGAUGCUCAAGACCAAGGUGCACGUCGUCCGCGCGGUCGGGGACGUCCCGGCGUACGUGCUGGACGCGGCGGCGGCGGAGGACUUCAAGAAGCAGAACGCGACGGGCGUGUUCAGCGUCGAGGUGCGCCUCUCCGGGGAGGUCACCUACCUGGGGCUCGACGGCCUCGGCAACAAGCGUAAGCUGGGUUUCAGCUGCCCGCUCGCUCUGCCGCUGGCGCCGCCGGGCCCCGAGGUUGUCGUGUUCGCUGAGGUCACCUGUAAGGCUCAGGAGCCCGACAAGAUCUACUUUUGA
Messenger RNA from Triticum turgidum subsp. durum (durum wheat), 672 nucleotides. NCBI's taxonomy places the organism in Eukaryota, Viridiplantae, Streptophyta, Magnoliopsida, Poales, Poaceae. The record is from the annotation of a GenBank genome assembly.